GACAUCCUCGAUAAUGUGCUGACAUGAACUUUCUGUAAGUAAUUUUUUUUACUCUUCAGAGUAUGCAACACUAUCAUACACGUUCGUAGAAGAUGGUUGCAUACUCUACGGGAUUAAAAAGAUUGCUUACUCAGAGAUGGCACUCAUAGUAGUAACAUUAUCGACAAUGUCUACAGUGUUGUAUAUCUUCAGGCGCAUUAACCAAUAUAAAAAAUCAUAAAUUAACACGAAUCACUGUUUCAACGUCACAUCAUAACAUUAAAAGUAUAAAAUAGACAAACGGAAAGAGAUAAAACAAACUGCGAUUUAUAUUGAUAUUCAUGUUAGAUAUUUUUUAGGAAAUUCGUUCAAUAUUUCACAACAAAAUUUUACACCUAGCAUGACGAUGAAUAGCGAAUAAAAUAGUUUGGGGUAAUUAUUUAUCAUUAAUUAGACAGCACGUUUCUUACGAUUGUUUUUCCAUCACUGAAAGCUAAGUAAUACUUUUAGACAACACUGGAACUUCUAGAAUAAGCUGUCUAACGCUUAUAGGCCUAUGUGAGAUACAUUAAUUACAGAUUGUUAGAAUGAUAGACUUGACAGUUUAUUCCAGGAAGGAAUAAUAAGAUAUCCCAUCUAUCCAGAGAAUGAAAAAAAAGAAAUAUAAGAAACUUGCUACACUUAUUAUCGACCAUUCUAUAUACGAGUAUAAUUACACGUUUCUAACAAUUUACUUUUUAAAAACUACUUAGAAAGAAAUGUCAUAUUGAAGAAAAUGAAGAGACUUAAGAAAGAAGAGAAAAGAAUCAUUAAAUUUGCAAACAUCUGUCUUGCCUAUGACUUAUCAACUUCAUGUCUGUUUCUUGAAGAAGAUAGAAAAAAAGAGGGUUUCAAUAUUUUAUUAGGGUACGUCUAGUUCUCACUAGUCACUUUUCUCAUUCUCCUUUCGUUCAGAAUGUUUCACGCCUCUUUAACAACCUUAUGGAUUUUUUCGAUCAUCCCUACUAUAGGGUUAGCAAACUUUUGUUAUCAAUGGUGGGUCAGUGGCCUGAUCAAAAUCCUAAUAUACGUUUACUUUCGUUGUGUUUUGUUACUCUUCUGACUACCUCUAUUAUUAUUACUGAGGUUUUACUCUUGUAUUCUUCUAAAGGAGCUUUAGAAUUCACUGCUGAUGCUAUUGCAGGAAUAGCACUUAUGACAACUAUUUCUGUCAAGUGUCACACAUGUUAUUUCGCUGGUGAUAUGAUAAAAAAGCUUUUAAAUAAGAUUGAAGACGAGUGGAAAUUAUGGAAAUCCAAAGAAGAGAUCACUAUAAUGGAAAAUUAUGCUAAAGAAGGAAGAUUUUAUAUAAUAGGAUACAUAAAAACAUACUCAGUUUUUUUCUCUCGUCUAGUAUACAUUUACACAACUGUGAUUCUAAGUUUUUUGACAUCAUUUUUACCAAAGAUCUUUGAUUUAAUUUCUCCAUUGAACGAAUCUCGUCCAUUGAGACACGUAAUUAUGAAUGAAUAUUUUGUUGAUUCACAAGAAUACUUUUAUCCGAUUUAUUUCCAUAUGACUUCGGUUAUUAUGAUUGGUAUAACAUGUUUUCUCGCAAACGAUGCUAUUUUUCUGGUUUUUACUUCGCACGUUUGUGGUUUGUUUACGGCUGUUGGAUAUCGGUUAGAACAUUUGUUGAAGGAAAACAAUACUGAGAAAAUUUCUUCGAAUCGUCAAUCUAAAGAAUGCUCUCGAAGUUUCAUACGUUUUAUUAAGGCGCAUAAAAGAGCUGUAGAAUUCGCUGAUCUAAUGGAAUCAUAUUUUUCAUUGCCAUCGUUACUAAUAACAGGAAUGAAUAUAAUUUGUUUAAGUGUCUCUCUUCUGCGUGUUGCAGUAUUACUAGGAAAAUCAGUAGAAGUAUUCAAAUUCACUGCAUUUACUGGAGCUCAACUUUUCCAUAUGUAUUGCAUUAGUUUUGUCGGACAAAGAAUAAUAGAUCAUAGUAGUGACAUUUGUUUCAAAGCAUAUAGUGGAUUAUGGUACGAUGCACCAAUGGCAGUACGUAAAAUGUUACUGUUAGUUAUUCGAAGGAGCCUCAGACCUUCUUAUUUAACAGCAGGGAAAAUAUUUGUAUUUUGUUUCGAAAGUUUCUCUACGGUCGUGCAGACGUCCAUGUCAUAUUUUAUGGUCCUUUCGUCGAUACAAGAAGCGUGAUUAAAUUUCCUAAAGUUUAAAAUAUAUUACAUACAUUAUAUAUAUACAUACAUAAACUAUGACGUUACCUGAAGUAAAAGUGGUUGGAUUCGAAAAUGCAAUUUACAUAUUUGGUCAAAUAGUUCCAUAGGUGAUAUACAUAUAAGGUAUAAGAUUGAUAUGAAGGUAUGUUAGUACAUGAUAGAAUUACUUAAAUUUUGAAAUAGAAUUACUUUAAUAACUUGUAAGCAACUUUUUUUACUCUUCACAGUAUGUAACACAACCAUACAACUCUGUAGAAGAUGGUUGCACACUCUAUGGGAUUAACAAAAUUGCUUACUCAGAGAUGGCGCUCAAAGUAAUAACAUUAUCGACAGUGUCUGAAGUGUUGCAUAUCUUCAGGUGCAAUAAUCAAUAUAAAAAAUCAUAAAUUAACAUAAAUCACUGUUUCAACGUCACAUCAUAGUGUUAAAAGUAAAAAUA
Messenger RNA from Vespula pensylvanica (western yellowjacket), 2634 nucleotides. RefSeq names its product odorant receptor 13a-like. The record is from RefSeq and is a predicted model, not a curated record. Gene Ontology annotation, molecular function: odorant binding; olfactory receptor activity. NCBI's taxonomy places the organism in Eukaryota, Metazoa, Arthropoda, Insecta, Hymenoptera, Vespidae. Gene Ontology annotation, cellular component: plasma membrane. Gene Ontology annotation, biological process: detection of chemical stimulus involved in sensory perception of smell; sensory perception of smell. The transcript has 9 exons. The coding region runs from base 961 to 2172 and encodes 403 amino acids.